Messenger RNA from Micropterus salmoides (largemouth bass), 1219 nucleotides. RefSeq names its product butyrophilin subfamily 1 member A1-like. The record is from RefSeq and is a predicted model, not a curated record. The transcript has 5 exons. Lineage: Eukaryota; Metazoa; Chordata; Actinopteri; Centrarchiformes; Centrarchidae. Bases 52 to 876 code for a protein of 274 amino acids.
UAAGCCUUUAGUCUUAUUAAACUUUUUUUUGUCUACUUUCAGGAGUCCAGGAUGCUGCUUCCAAAGAAAGAGUCCAAUAAUGGAGUCUCCUUCAGGACCUGCACUGUUUUGCUUUUUAUCUUUCCUCUAAUACAAUCUGUUGGAGCUCAGUCAGAGUUGAUUUGUUCACAUCAACCAAUCGUAGCACUGGCUGGUGAUGAUGUCAUUUUGUCAUGUCACCUUGAACCUGCAGUCAGCGCCAGUUCUGAGAAAGUGGUGUGGACCAAACCUGGUUUGGAGCCAGAGUACAUCCAUGUUCACCAAAAUGAAAGAAUGAUGGAUGAACAUCAAAACCCAUCUUAUCGUUUCCGAACAGCUCUGUUUGUGGAUGAACUAAUUAAAGGAAACGUCUUCCUGAAAAUCUUCAGUGUGAAAAUCUCUGAUGCAGGAAAAUACUUUUGUUUCCUUCAAUCAAUGCAGAAGGAAGCUUCCAUCCAGCUCACUGUUGGUGCUGUCUCCUCGCCCAUCAUACAGGUUGUCUCAGAUAACAGCAGCAGUGUGGUGUUACAGUGUGAGUCUGCAGGCUGGUAUCCAGAGCCUGAGGUGUUUUGGCUGGACGGUGAGGGAAACCUCCUCUCUGCUGGACCUACAGAGACAGUCAGAGGUCCUGAUGACCUCUAUACUGUCAGCAGCAGAGUGACUGUGGAGAAGAGACACAGCAACAGCUUCACCUGUAGAGUCCAACAGAAGGACAUCAACCAGACCAGAGACACUCACAUCCAGGUUACAGCUGGUUUCUUCAAUGAUCAGAAUUGUUGGUAUUGCAUUUGGAGCAUCAUCAUAAGUCUUGGAAUUGCCGUCUUAGUGUUUAUUAUCGCAUGGAUAAAUAGACCGUAACGUGCCAGAGUAGCUGACUGCACUGUCAAUCAAGAUGUGAAGCUCCUGGGCCCAGUGCUCUACAGGAUGUAAAAGUCCCAGCUUCCAGCUUGGCUCACUCUCAUUGCUGCCAGCUCCUUCGCCGUCCUGCUUUGAUUAUCCUUUUGCUUUUACUUUUACUCCACAACAAAUUAUUCCAAAUAAAUGAACACUACUGAUUUCCUAUUUCAACAUAUCACACUAACUUCCUAUCCAUAGGUUUCAUCAUUAUAUUUACUCUUACAACUGCCAUUUAUCCUUUCAUAGAUUUAAGUGUAUUAAAUGUAAAUUAUUGGAAAUAAUACAAAACAACUUUUACCUUUGU